Molecule: messenger RNA, 813 nt
Organism: Lichtheimia ornata
Lineage: Eukaryota; Fungi; Mucoromycota; Mucoromycetes; Mucorales; Lichtheimiaceae
Exons: 2
Coding region: 1-813 (270 amino acids)
Source: RefSeq, a predicted model, not a curated record
AUGUCCAUGAAAAUUGCCGAUAUUUUGAAUCCAACAUCAACUUCAUCUUCGUUGGAUUCUAGCUCUGGGGCAUCUAGGGGAUAUAACAACAGCAGCAGCCCACCAUCACUGGAUUUACUUUGUGAUCCUGCAACAACAUCAAGCGAGUGCCAUGUUUUGUCGUCACCUCCUCUAUCACCCCAACGGUACAACCACUACCCUCGCCAUCAUCAUCACGCUUACCUUGUGGCCGAUGUGGAUAAUAGCAGUGGUAGCAAUGGUAGCUAUGGAAAACCACGUAACCGAUUUUCCGAGUACGAGGAUGCGGUCAUCUGUGAAGGUGUUGCCAAGGGCUUGACAUGGGGACAAAUAUCGGGCAAGCUUCCGCAUAGAAAACGGGCCACAUGCUUUAAUCGAUACCGUACGCUACAAGGCAUUCGCAAGUCGCGUAAGCGAUUGGCUUCUUGUACAGUGACAACCAUGCUGCCCAUGAUGAAUACACCACCGAGUUCUCGACGUGCCUCUAUCUGCUCUCAGCAACCUUUUUUUACACCAUCACCAUCGCCACCUUUGUCUACGUUGUCAAUGACACCACCCUUGUCAUCCACCUCAAGUGCAAGUGGCUACGCUACAACGUCGUCAGUGCAGCAACAUGCACCACGUAUUAUCACCACAACAACAUCAUGCCUAGGUGGCGGAGACAGUAUGACUACAAGUAGCCACUAUGAAUGGAUGAUGAGAAAUCAACCCUAUCGUCAUGGAUGGAUGGAGCAGCAGCAGCAACAGCAAUCAUCAGAUCCUUACCGCAACGCUGGUCGUCGUGGAUACUAUUGA